AUGACAAAUUACAAGGCGGUGCGAUAUGAUGGCGGGGCUCAGAGAGUGGGCAACUACUCUUACACCGGCGGUACCAGUCUCGAGGAAAACGAAGAAGAAUUGGACGAGGCUGCGAAUCUAGGGCUCUUCUUUCCUCUGCCUUUCAUGGCGGAUCCAUGGAAGCUGCUCCAGCGCGGCUCUGACCAAAAAUCUUUCUGGUUGUAUUCGGGGACGCGGUUCACGCCUCCAGCGCUACGUUUCGAGUCGCAGCCAAUAGAAGAUCUCUUCCAGCAGUACACAUUCCAGUUCAAUCGUCAAAGUGUAGUCAGGUUGAACAUGAUUCACUUUGGAUUAUGUGGUAUUCUAUGUGGCAUUUUCUACUCCGGAAGUGACGUCAAAGAAGAACCGUCGUAUUUAAUAUUACAAGCAUUGUGCGCAUUAGUCAAUUUUAUAUUUUGGAUCAGCUUAGGGUUCAUCGAUCGCAGUGCAAAUUUGCGGAAAGAUUUCUUCCAAGUUCAAUGCUACAUUCUGUUAUUAAUAUUGAUAGCUCAAGUAAUUGUGACAACCUACUACUUCUCAAAUAUUGGUGGGACCUUGUCAUUGUGGGCAGCGAUGCUCGUUAUUUUCUGCGUUGAAGUGCUUUUGCCCAUUCCCUUUACACUUGCCAUCUUAUCUGCUUUUUUAAUUGCCCUUACCUAUAUUCUCAUGGAAAUCUUUGGAAGUACAGUUCUCCCUUGGCAAAUCCAUGUGGCCACCUUUUUCCUGCUAUUAACGUCGUUUGUCGGAGGCGUGUGUAUCCGAUAUCCUUCUGAAAUCGGACAACGAAGAAGUUUUAUGGAGACUCGACAGCUGAUUGAGACCCGAAUUCAGAAGGGAAAAGAAACAACACGUCAAAAUCGGCUGUUACUGUCGGUCCUGCCUCGGCACGUCGCAAAUACAAUCAAAAACGAUUUUGAAGCAAAUAAGACACGAGCGGAAAAGCCCGAAGAACAAUUCCACAAAAUCUACAUUCAACGUCACGACAAUGUGUCUAUCAUUUACGCUGAUAUUGUGGGCUUCACGAAAUUUGCGGACCAGGUCAGCCCCGACGAUUUGGUCAGGACACUUCACGAGCUCUUUGUGCGCUUCGACAAGCUUGCCAACGAAAACCACUGCCUUAGAAUCAAAUUGUUAGGAGAUUGUUAUUAUUGUGUCUCGGGGCUUCCCGAAUCCCGACCGGAUCAUGCAACAUGCGCUGUACAAAUGGGUCUAGACAUGAUAGAGACAAUCAACCUGGUCAGGCUGGUCACGGGCGUUUCGGAGCUCAAUAUGCGUGUUGGCAUUCACUCUGGAAGAGUGCACUGCGGAGUUCUAGGGCUUAAGAAAUGGCAGUUUGAUGUUUGGUCGGAUGCGGUGACAAUUGCUAACAGAAUGGAGUCUGGUGGAAAACCUGGCAAAAUUCACAUAACAAGCGACACCCUUACUCAUCUCGAUGGGCGCUUUAUCGUUGAAGAUGGUCAUGGUGAUCAGAGAGACGAUAUGCUUCGACAACGCAAAAUAAAGACGCAUUUUAUUGUAAAAGCCGCACCAGACUCGGAGAAGGGCGUCCAAGGAUCGCUGAAGGGAAAUCAGAAGCGCUCCGAUUUCACCGCAUGUCGCAAGGAGAUGAAACGGCUGGGCUUUGACUCCAAUCUUCACACCGACUUGACGGAGGAAGAAGAUAACCAGACAGGCGAAGGCGACGUCUCUGCGUACAUGAACCAGGCAAUUGCUGGGCAAGAUCAAAUUCUUUCUCAGGACCAGUGUAACAAAUGGACUCUCGUUUUCAACAACAAAGAAAAGGAGAGUAAAUACUCUAACCUCAUGAUGACAAAUUCCCACAUCUACCUCUUCUGCUCAUCACUCAUCAAUCUAUGCAUCGUAGUUACUGCGGCAAUAAUAAGUCCAGUAGAAUCUCGCUUACUUGGAGUUUAUAUUUUCUGUGCCCUGAUAUUUGUUCCGAUGCUGUUGAUUUCCUACCUGAUUCGAAACAAGCGCAUUCAAACCCAAGGUGGAUGCUUCACAGUGAUAAUGAUCCACUACAUAAUCAGCUUCAUUGCCUCAGUUGUCCAACUUUUGGCCGCCAUAACUGGAAUCCUCACCUGCAAUAAAGGCUCAGUUAGAGGAUGCAAGGAAAUAUUAGGAGAAGACGUUAUCCAAUUCGCCGUCGAUGACUUUUGUGAUCCCCGACAACUACGUUCAAACGCCAGUACUUUUACAGCUUGUGAUGAUUUCAAUGACGACCAACUAGACGUUUGCAAUUAUCCACACUACUUUUACUAUUGUGCUGUGGCUGGGUUGAUUGGAAUAUCAACAAUGAUCAAUCUACCAGCGACAGUGAAGCUACUUUUAUACUCACUUCACUGUGUGACGUCAAUCUUAUUCCUCUUCUCAAUGGAUGGUAUGAACGUUUUUGACAAUUUCGACAUAUUUCUUGCCUGUCCCCGAUGGAGAGAAAGUGCAGUUGAAACUUGGGAUCCACCAGGAGUUGAGGCGCGCUCUUUAUACACAGCCAUUCCAAUCCUGUUCUUGUGGGUCGUUGCACUCUUCGUGCACGGACGACAAGUAGAAACCACUCAACGAAUCGACUACCUCUUCAACGAACAGGCAACAGACGAAAAAGAAGAAAUGAACCAUUUUCAACAGUAUAACAAACGCCUCCUCUACAAUAUUCUUCCUGAGCGCGUAGCUAAAUUCUUCCUUCACAAUCCCAAAUUUCUUCAUAAUCCCGAGGAACUUUACCACCAAUCUUGUGACACUGUGGCUGUUAUUUUUGCGUCGAUACCAAAUUAUUCUGAUUUUUAUCAGGAGCUGGAAAUCAACGACGAGGGAAUGGAAUGUCUAAGACUUCUCAACGAGAUUAUUGCAGAUUUUGAUGACCUGAUGGGACACAAAGAGUUCGUUGGAGUCGAAAAGAUCAAAACAAUUGGAUCGACCUACAUGGCCGCGUCUGGUUUGGAGGAGGAAUUCAAAGAUGACAUUGAGAAAGGUCUCCAUGUUGUGAAACUGGUGAAGUUUGCCAUGCGUAUUCAGGACCAGCUUGAUCAUGUGAAUAUCCACAGCUUCAAUAGUUUUGCAAUGAGAAUCGGGAUCAACGUUGGCCCAGUGGUUGCGGGAGUGAUUGGCGCGCAAAAACCUCAAUUCGACAUUUGGGGAAACACUGUUAACGUCGCCAGUAGAAUGGAGAGUUCGGGAGAUAAUGGAAAGAUCCAGGUAACGAUGGAAGUGAAAGAAAUCCUCGAGCCGCUGGGUUACACCUUCGAUUCCCGUGGACUUGUAAACAUCAAAGGCAAAGGGACCAUGGAAACAUUCUGGCUAACCGGUCCACGGCCCGCGAAGCGAAUCAUCAACUCCACGAAAAUCGACAUGCCCCCGUGCGACACUCCAAACCAAAUGGAAUGA
Messenger RNA from Oikopleura dioica, 3399 nucleotides. NCBI's taxonomy places the organism in Eukaryota, Metazoa, Chordata, Appendicularia, Copelata, Oikopleuridae. The record is from the annotation of a GenBank genome assembly.